UAGAUAUUUUUGUGGGCUGUUCUCUUCUUCCCCUUUGAGCAUUAGCCAAUAGCCACAUGCUGCCUCCUUUCACAGCAAAGAGCUGCCUUAAGGGAGGAUCGUUACAGAGGGUUUUCUAAACGACCAAAGAAAAUGCAAAUAGUCUGUGUGCUCUUAGCAUACGCUCUGGUUUAAGCAGCUUGGUACCGAAGCCAGCCCCAGACAGAGCUGGGAAGAAAAUACUGAACCUUAAGACUUCCUCAAAAUCUUUCACUGACUUCUAAGGGUGAAAACAGUGAGAAGAUCCAGUGUGUCAAGUUGGAGACUUAAAAAACUGUAGGUUUCAAGGUGAUACCUCUCAGGCAGAACCAAUGGAUACCACAGAAAAUAUGACCGCAUUGUCUGCCAGCAACUCGACAUGCCCUUUCACCAUUGAUGACUUCCGAAAUAAAGUGUACUCCACAUUGUACUCCAUGAUUGCGAUUCUGGGCUUUGUUGGAAAUAGCUUUGUGCUGUGUGUCCUCAUAAAAACGUACCGGCAGAAGACAGCCUUCCAGAUCUACAUGCUGAAUCUUGCAGUGUCAGACCUCCUUUGUGUAUGCACCCUGCCUCUUCGAGUAGUGUAUUAUGUUCACAGAGGCAACUGGUUCUUUGGUGACUUCUUAUGCAGAGUUAGUUCCUAUGCAUUCUACGUCAACCUGUACUGUAGCAUUUUAUUCAUGACAGCCAUGAGCUUCUCUCGCUGCAUAGCCAUCGUUUUCCCCGUCCAGAAUCUCAAUUUGGUAACUGAGAAAAAGUCCAGACUGGCAUGUGUGAGCAUUUGGAUUUUUGUCACACUGACAAGUUCUCCAUUUUUACUGAGUGGGUCUUACGAAGAAGGUAACAAGACAAAGUGCUUUGAACCUCCCAAAAGCAGUGAGAUGACCAGUCUGCUGGUCCUACAUUAUAUUGCGCUGUUUGUAGGCUUCAUUAUCCCCUUUAGUGUCAUAACUAUCUGUUAUGCCAUGAUCAUAAAGACUUUACUGAAGAAUUCACUGAAGAAGAAUCAGUCUACUCAUAAGAAGGCCAUAUGGAUGAUAAUCAUUGUAACAGCUGCCUUUCUGGUCAGCUUCACACCUUACCAUAUUCAGCGCACAAUCCACCUUCACUUCCUGAAGAGGAAAGACUCCAGCUGUGAAGACAUCCUUUUCAUGCAGAAAUUAGUAGUGAUAACCCUAUCCUUGGCAGCAUCAAACUGCUGCUUUGACCCGCUCCUGUAUUUCUUUUCAGGGGGCAACUUUCGGAGGAGACUUUCCACAUUUAGAAAGGCUUCCUCCUCCAGUGUGAUACUGGGACCCAGGAAAAAGUUAUCAUUAAAGGAGAAAGACGAUGAGCUGUUUCAAGAAAGCCAUAAAUAAGCUGGAUGUGAGGUGUAGCUGUGCUUCCUUUGUAAGGCUUUUUGUGUGGCACUGCAGUAGAAAUACGCUCACAGUGGGACACCAGUGACUGCAGAACUGCUUCAGGAGAAAUGAACAAAACAAAUAUAUCUUCAUCAAAGUUAAACAGAGACAAAAAUCCAAAGGGUCCUGCUUCUACUCAUACCUUUCUGACCAGACGCUCCUCUGGCUGCCAUUGAGGGGUUUAUUUGAUCGUGCUGUGGAGCAUUCUGAGAGUAAUUUUAAAUUCCAAGAGACUCAAUAUAAAAAGGACUGAAAUGUGAGUGGAUAUUCUGAAAACGUGCUCAGAAGGCAUGUACGUAUCCCACACACACUUAACAAGUUACAGAACAGCAGCAGGAAAACAUUUGUGUGCUGGUAAAUUCAUGCAAACAAACUCUUAAAAUCUCACACGAUGUCAUGAGGCAGCUCUACAAAGACCAUUAGUCACUGAGCCAGUGGGAAAUGUAAAUAUAGAAGUUGAUGGAGCUUAUGCAAAGGGGCAGGGGGAAGAGAGGAGGAGAGUAUGCACUGAAUCCCAAAACAGACACUGAUUUCACAGGAAAAUGUCUUCCCUAUUCCCUGUUAUUUAUUGCACGGGCUUUUAACUUUCAGUGGCAUAGAUCACUGAUUGUCACCACCUAAUUCAAAAGGGUGUGUGCACAGAUGACUUUAAGCCACCUAUACACUCCUCCAAUUGUGGGCCAGUUGUGUGGCAGGCCCAUCUUCUGGUGUAAUUUAGAGCAGCCUAGGGACUGUUCUAACUUGUAUUAGCCACUAACAACCCCAAGGAACUGAUCCUGCAGCCUGGGAUUAGGGAAGCCCUAGCCAUGAGGGGGUGGCAUAGGAGCUACUACACUGGCUCUGCAUCACCAGAUGCUCACCCUACACAGAAGUAAUCCUCAUGUGACCAUUUCGGCUAGCUUUAUGUCUACUAUACACUGGCAGUGCAGCAUAAAGAGCCACACCACACUGGAGGGUCUGAGCCUAUACCUUCCCACACAGGAACUGAAUUUGUUCCCCCCCCCCCCAUACAUUUCCUGUAAUUUGAGUUCCCAUUUCCAAAUAUAUUGCAACACACUAGUUACCUCAGCUCCAGCUACAAGAUCUUUGAAUGGCUUUCUAUCUGAAUUUUACAAGUAAAUCCUGAGCUAUAGUUCUGGUAUGUGCCUCCCAAACAAACACUUUGGCCCCAGUCCUGCACCAAUUGAACCCUAAAAACAUGAGUAGUCUCCUUGAAGCCAAUGGCUGCUUACAUACAAAAUGGGAAAUAACUGCCUAGGAAUGAGUACUGCGGAAAGGGAUCUGGGGGUUAUAGUGGAUCACAGGGUAAAUAUGGGUCAACGGUGUAGUUGCAAAAAUAGCAAACCUCAUUCUGGGCUAUAUUAGCAGAAAUGUUCUAAGCAAGAUGGUAGAAGUAAUUCUUCUGCUCUAGUCCACGCUGAUUAGGCCUCAGCUGGAGUAGUGUCUCCACUGCUGGGCACCACAUUUCAGGAAAGAUGUAGACAAAUUGGAGAAAGUCCAGACAAGAGCAAUAAAAAUAAAGUCUAGAAAAUAUGAGCUAUGAUGGAAGAUUGAAAAAAUUUGGUUUGUUUAGUCUGGAAAAGAGAAGACUGAGGGGUGACAUGAUAACAGUUUUCAAGCACAUAAAAGGUUGUUACAAGAAGGAAGGAGAAAAAUUGUUCUCCUUGACCUCUGAGGAUAGGACAAGAAGCAAUGGGCUUAAAUUGCAGCCAGAGCGGUUUAGGCUGGACAUUAGAAAAAACUUCCUAACUGUCAGAGUAGUUAAGCACUGGAAUACAUUGCCUAAGGAAGGUGUUUGAAUCUUCAUCUGUAGAUUUUUAAGAACAGGUUAGACAAACAUCUGUCAGGUGUUUAAAUAAUACUUAGUCCUGUCAUGAGUGCAGAGGAUUGGACUAAAUGACCUCUCAAGGUCCCUUCCAGUCCUAUGAUUCUAUGAAAAUUAAGCCAUGCAUCAGUCAGGCUUUGCGGAGGGUGGGGGUGUGGAAAAGUAUAUUUAAAAUUCAAGAUACAGAGUUGAACCCCAUCCACCUUCCCACCCCAGCUCCUCUUUGAAGUGUUUUCCACCAUAAAAUAGCAUUGUAAAAGAGAGCUGAACAGAGCGGGGCUAUUCUAAGUUGCCUAUGUAGCUUUGGGAGCAUUCCUGGCAGUAAUAUUAAACAGCAGUGAGUCAUCAGGUACAUUUUCCAUAUCAUAUUUUUGCUCAGUUAUUAGAGAGUGGGAGGAUGAGCCCCAAACUCCACAUUUCCUCAUUUCAGCUCCCAUGUCUUCCGUUAUCCACGACAUUUCCCAGCCUUCAAAUGAAUAAUGAUUAUCAGGAAGACUUUCCAGCUUCCUCUGACCCUCAGCAGGUUUCCAGUAAUGUAGUAUUUUUGGUUGGCGCUGUUCUCUCCUGCCACUCCACUCUAUUCUGACCAUGCAGCACAUAUUGGUCUCAAGCUGAAUUUUGCCUGCUCAAGGCAUGGAAACAUGAGAGACCUUCUCUCCUUUCUUUCUUUGGGUUCCUGUCAGCUACAAGAGCUUUCCAAAAUCUACCCAAAAAAAACCCACAAUCAAAAUAGAACAGAAAUGUCAGUAGGUGUUGAAAUGCAGAGACUACUGCUGUCAGAGACCUAAGCAGUGAAAUACACACUGGGGGGCACCAUGUUAAAAUUCUGCCACCAAACUUCAGAGAGGCUUGGAGUGCUUUCCCCUGCCUCAAGGGCAAUCCACGCACUCGCUGAAUAACCUUAAAUCAUCACCGCCCACAAAUGACUUACCACUGAGCCUCAGGGCUUGUCUAGAUGAACAGUUAGUGUGCAGCAAGCUGGGGUAUAAAUCUACAAUCUGCUACCACACCCUAAAAGUUCCCCAGUGUGCUUUGAUCUACUCCACUUUGAAUUUGAAGUAGGUCAGACAUAUAAGAUGUAAGCCUGGCUCUGUUGCAAAUUUGCAGUCAAUGGGACAUUUGCUAGUGACUUGGAUAGGACCAGGAUUUCACCAAUAACUGUGAAAAGAAAACCUUUUGCCAAAUGAUACUGCCACCUUCCUGGAUCAUAGCGAUGAGAAAAUGUUUUUGGUUAAAAGGGAAAGCUAAUUAAUAGAUUCUGCAGUCCCUCCUACCCUUCACUCCAAGCUCACUAUCCGAGUACACAGUAUUUACUACAAUCCCAGAGAAAGAUGCUUAUUAAAAGAUUGUCAGCACAUUGCAUGCCUGCAGGUUGGUAAAUUAGGCAGUCCCAAAGCUAGAAGCAUUCUGUGCUGGAAUGUUUAUUCCAGGCUAACAAUUGGAUCCUAGAUUAAGCAAAUUGGAUGUACCUUGAGAACCUAUGAAAAACGUUGUGCUAUAAGGAAGUUCCUCUACUAGGCAGAAAAAAAGAUUAUAGGAGAGAAUGCCUCUCCAGACACAACCGCUGUUCCUCUUUGUGCUCCCACCGGAGAGGCUUUUGUAAGCAGGCAGAGCCCGAACUGCCAGUAGCUGAACUGCAGUUACUGCGCCCCAAUUAGCCCCUUAUAAAACUGGAUUCUGCUUCAAAGCUGACUAGUCUCACCUCACUUUCUUGCUUUAUGUGUAACUUUCUUUUUUGCUGGGUCAAGGAAAAUGGCAAUACACUCCAGGACUAGAGGAACCGAGUCCCAGAGGAACCAAACUGAAGGACAUCAGGUGUGUUUUCUGCUUAAUUUAUAGGUGAGAUACACACAUAUAUCCCGGCCUCCCUCAGACAGAAAUCUGUUUGCUUUUAAUUCACAAUGGAAACUUGUUUCUGAUUAUACUAACUUCUGUUUGUGCUGCCAUUGUGAAUAUAAAUUUAGAGUGUUACAACUUUCCAAAUAAAACAAACCUAUUUAUAAAUCGUAUCAGUGCAAAUAGAAGUUAAACUAUAACUUAAGGUAGAGCUACCUGUCAUAAAUGCUCACAUAAUAAAAAGCUUUGAAAUGUGGCUCACUCUAUAGGCUUUAUUUCAAUGGGACUAGUCCUGUAAAUAAUUGCGGUAACAUAAGGCUCUGUGGCCCUGAUCCUGCAAUGAUCUCUGCAUGUAGGCAGGGGUCCAGACACUCAGAGCUCACUGAAGGAGCAGCACCUAUCUAUGGGCAGUGCUAUGUAAAUGUAUGAGGCUAUAAAGUGAUUUUUUAAUUUAAAAAAAAAAAAGAAUGGCACCUCGCUCCCCCAAAAAAGGAUGAUUCCUGACUGCACAUCUUGCUUACAUACUGUGGAAAAGAGAAAACCCAAGACCUCAAGGAAAACUACACAAGAAAGAAAAAGAAGAAAAAAGACAGAAGAAGGUUUACUAUACUUAAGGUAAAACAUGACGGUGUCUUGUUAGAGAACAGUACAGAUGGAGGCUAGGCACAUUGUUAUCUUAAAAGAUAAGUUGGGGGCAGAUCUUUAUCAUUCAUCCUAUAUCUAAGAAAGCACCUUUGUGUUUUUUAACCAAGAAGGAAGGAGAAGUGCUCUGAACAGUUACAACGAGGAGUCCAGUGGCACCUUAAAGACUAACAGAUUUUAUUUGGGCCUAAGCUUUCAUGGGUAAAAAACCCACUUCUUCAGAUGCAUGGAAACAAAAAACAGUCUCCUCUUCUCUGGAAUGCUGCAGGCACUGGACCGAGGGCCCUUGGCAUACUAGGAAAGACAUACAGUAUAUAGACUUUUGUAAGAGUGAGCAUCUUAUCUAGAAAACAAGUAGUUAAAGCUUGUUUAACAAGUAGUUAAAUUGUUGAGUUUUGUGGUCUUAAUGCAGUCUGACAUCUUUCUGUAUAAAGGAAAUUUCUUUAAUAUUGUAAAUUAAGUGUGGUCUAAAUCGUUGUGUUCUGAAGAACGUGUUCUUUAGGUGUGAUGUAAAGUGUUACAGCUAUGUCUCAAGCUAUUUAUAUGGUGUUGUCAGUGGUGUCAUUGUGCAAGUGUGUUUGCACUGACCUAUUUUAAGAGCGUGUUUCAAAGUAUGUGUUAAGUACUAUAGCUAUAGCUAAUGAAAAAUGUUCCAUGCAAUGUAUUGUACCGUAAAAAUUUAUGUAUAACGUUACUUAUUUCAUCAUUCUGUCUUUGAUGGCACAAUAUGAAUAGUAAGAAAAGGUACAUCGGCCUGUUUUUGUAUAAGAGGAUAGGCUUUUGUACUCACAAAACAUUUCCGGACACAAUUAAAAGAAAAUGGUGCAAGUUAUAAUUUGA
Gopherus flavomarginatus (Mexican gopher tortoise) is the source of this 6561-nucleotide messenger RNA. RefSeq names its product cysteinyl leukotriene receptor 1 (gene CYSLTR1). The transcript is spliced from 2 exons. Gene Ontology annotation, molecular function: leukotriene receptor activity. The record is from RefSeq and is a predicted model, not a curated record. Gene Ontology annotation, cellular component: plasma membrane. Gene Ontology annotation, biological process: G protein-coupled receptor signaling pathway. Bases 351 to 1376 code for a protein of 341 amino acids. Lineage: Eukaryota; Metazoa; Chordata; Testudines; Testudinidae.